AGAGAGAAGCUGUUAUGGGUGGCGAAGAACUGAGGAAGGAAGACUUUAUUAUGGAAGACGAUGAUGAUGUAGUUGAACUUCCAGGGUUUCGAUUUCAUCCCACAGAUGAAGAACUCGUGGGUUUCUAUCUUCGAAGGCAGCUUGAAAAGAAACCAAUCAGGAUCGAACUCAUCAAGCAGAUCGAUAUCUACAAAUACGAUCCUUGGGACCUUCCAAAAGCAAUCUGCACAGGAGGGGAGAAGGAGUGGUAUUUUUUCUGCAAGAGAGGGAGGAAGUACAGGAACAGCAUAAGGCCAAAUAGAGUAACAGGUUCAGGGUUCUGGAAAGCCACGGGAAUAGACAAGCCUGUGUAUUCUCUUGCAGGAGAAGGCACUGAUUGCAUUGGCCUCAAGAAAACUCUUGUUUACUAUAGAGGCAGUGCAGGCAAAGGCACUAAAACUGAUUGGAUGAUGCACGAGUUUCGCCUCCCUUCUCAUCAAGACGCCGCCGCCAACACCACCACCAUCACCUCGACCACCACCGUUGCCCAAGAAGCUGAAAUCUGGACAUUGUGUCGAAUUUUCAAGAGAAAUGUUCCACCAAGGAAGCACAUGACGGACUGGAGAUCAUCACAACAAGCAGGUACCAAACGCCAAUAUUCUUCUUCAGUAGACAAGAACACAUCAAGACUUAUCACAAGCACUGUGGACAUCAGUGAUCAUACUAACUUCUACGACAACAAUAGCAAAGAAGCUUAUAUCAAUUUUGGAGGAAGCAAUUAUAAUCAUCAUCAUUAUUAUUCUCAGCAGGUUAAUCAUCACCAUGAGCUUAAACCAGCAGUCUUCAAUAAUACUAACAUUAUUGAUCAAAGGAAUAGUAAUAAUCAUCAUCCGUUCAUGAUGAUGAACUCCCAAACAGCAUCAGCAGCAGCACAACAGCCACAAUUAAUCACUGCUUCUUCUCCGUCUUCUUCUUCCAACUUGUGGAUUAAUAAUAAUCCUUCUGCUGCUGCUGCCAACGACUUCCUCAAGUAUGAGAAUUGGGAUGAACUUGGAUCAGUUGUCAAGUUUGCUCUUGAUUCCUCUCUCAUGUAAAUAUAUAUAUGUGAUAUUAACCAUCUCUUCCUAUAGGUUUUGUUUUAGCUGGUAUUGUUUCAUUAUUUGGAUGAAACACAUUAGAGUGCUUGGAUUUGUAUGUCAGCAGACUCAGUCGUAUGUAUAUUACUUAUAUAUGCAUGUAGUGGUUUAUUAGAAUUGUAUGGAAUAACUGAUGUUUUACAU
Neltuma alba is the source of this 1259-nucleotide messenger RNA. RefSeq names its product transcription factor JUNGBRUNNEN 1-like. The coding region runs from base 15 to 1073 and encodes 352 amino acids. The transcript is spliced from 3 exons. NCBI's taxonomy places the organism in Eukaryota, Viridiplantae, Streptophyta, Magnoliopsida, Fabales, Fabaceae. Gene Ontology annotation, biological process: regulation of DNA-templated transcription. The record is from RefSeq and is a predicted model, not a curated record. Gene Ontology annotation, molecular function: DNA binding.